AUGAGACAAAAAUCUCGUACAGUCCAUGAAGGAGUGUAAAAUACAUUAUAAAGUGUCGAUUACAAUGAAUGCAUAUACUAAUGUAUUCUAACAAAGAAAAAAUUUAUUGGUAAGGGUCCAAGGUAUAUCUACUUAUUUAAGAAUCACAUCUGUAUUGGAAAAGUAUGGAUAUUAUUAUAUGACAACAGUCUCCUAAAGUGUAAAUUCCUGAGAGAUAGUUUGUAAUCAAUACAGACACUCGUAUUUAAUGGCAAUACUCUAAAAAUAUGUUAAAAUCAAUAACAUUUUAAGUUGGAAGUCAUUCAUAUGAAUAUUUUGGAAGUAACGAAUAACUAAGGGAAAUUAAAUAAAAAUUUGCUUUGUAUGCAUUUCAAAUGAAAAUACAAGAUGAAUAUUAAGCUGAAUCCGUUUUAGGCAAGGGUUCCUAUGCUACUGUACUUGAAUUAACUAGUUUGUAUAAUCAUCAAUAAUAUGCGUCUAAAUGUAUAGAUUAAUAGAAAAUAAAUGAAAAAAAAAAUGGAUAUCGUUAAUUGAUGUAAGAGAUAGAAACCAUGCGAAUUCUCUCUGAACAUAAACAUUAGAAUAUACUCUAAUUACAUGAAUUAUAUAUAGGAAAUCAAAAUUAUUAUUUAGUUAUGGAAUUAGCAAAAGGUGGGUCUCUACUUUCAUUAAUGAAAAAGAGAUCUACCUUAUUUAGUAGAAAUGAUAUUAGAAUAAUUAUGAGAUAAUUAUUAGAAGGAUUGGAAUUUAUUCAUUCAUUCAAUAUAAUGCAUAGAGAUUUAAAACCAGAAAAUAUAUUAUUUAUGUCAAAAGAUUUGGAAUCUCUUAAAAUUGCAGAUUUUGGAUUAGCUUAAUCUUGUGAUUAACAUCCUUAUACUUAUCCUAAAUGUGGUACUCCAGGUUUUGUGGCUCCAGAAAUUUUAGAAUAAGAUUCAGAGUUUGCUAGAUAUUCAACUGUUUGUGAUAUAUUCAGUGCUGGUGUAAUACUUUAUGUUUUGUAUUAAAUUAUGCAAAUUUAGAUUAGUUGGAGAACCAUUAUUUGAAAAAAAAGAUAGAAGAGAAUAAUUAGAAUUAAAUAGAAGAUGUGAAAUCAAUUUUUAAAGAUUCUCAUAAGAUUAAUUGGAUGAUGUGGAAAGAGAUCUUAUGUCUAAAAUGUUAGCAAAAAAUCCAAAUCAUAGAUGGAAAGCUACAGAAUUACUUAAACAUAAAUUCUUUAUAUAAUCUGAAGAUUAAAUUGAAAAUGAAAUAGAUUAUCCAAAAUAAGUUAACAUGGCUAUGUAAUUUAUAUUUAUUCAAAUUAUAAAGAUUAAAAAAAUCAGCAAUGCCAACAUUUUCAAAAAAUCCUUUUAUGUAAUAAUUAAACAGAGAUAAAGCAUUAACAACAAGAGAUUAAAGUUAAACACUUAUUACAAGACCUAAGAAUUGUACAUUAAUUAUGUAGACAAAUCUAAAUUUUGAUAAAUCAUCAUAAGAAUAAAUUAUUCCACUUGAAAAACUUACCAAUUUUAUUGGAUCUUUUAAUAUAAUUAAGGAUGAAAUAAAUUAAUGA
Molecule: messenger RNA, 1549 nt
Organism: Paramecium pentaurelia
Lineage: Eukaryota; Ciliophora; Oligohymenophorea; Peniculida; Parameciidae
Source: the annotation of a GenBank genome assembly